Aspergillus sclerotioniger CBS 115572 is the source of this 630-nucleotide messenger RNA. RefSeq lists its product as uncharacterized. The record is from RefSeq and is a predicted model, not a curated record. The transcript is spliced from 4 exons. Lineage: Eukaryota; Fungi; Ascomycota; Eurotiomycetes; Eurotiales; Aspergillaceae. Gene Ontology annotation, biological process: protein phosphorylation. Gene Ontology annotation, molecular function: ATP binding; protein kinase activity. The coding region runs from base 1 to 630 and encodes 209 amino acids.
AUGCGUUCGGUGAUGAAAAGUCGCCUGUCAAAGCCUGAGCCUUCCCAUAUACAAAUAGAAAGGGAGAUUGCAGUCUCCCGGGCUUCCUCGAUUUUUCAGAUCAAACUCGAUGGUGAGACGUACGCCAUGAAGCUUUAUCAUGAUAAUGGAGACCCUGGAUACACGGAGAGCGGCCGAGACUUGAAUCGAUAUCGCUGUGAGCUAAAGGCCUACAUGAAUCUCCUUCAAUAUGGCGUGUGUGACAGCGGCUUGGUUCCAUCAUGCUAUGGUUAUAUCGAUCGGCUCGACCCAGAUGCAGCGAUCCUUCUCGAGUACUUCUCAACCGCCGAAUGCCUAAACUGUUUUAAUUAUUCAGGGGCCCUUUAUAAGAUGGCCAUCGAAGGUAUGAAACAGAUACAUAAAGCUCAUAUCCACCACAUGGAUAUAUACGCCAGAAAUAUUCUUCUAGUAACGGAAGGAAGGUCAAAAAGACUGGUGUGGGUUGACUUCGAUGUUGCAACGACCUUCGACAGUAUGGGACCUGAUGAAGAAGCGUACAAUAUCUAUGAAGAUACGCUUGUUGCUGGCUUGGAAGAACUUUUACAAGAAGACCAAAGACAAGGUCUUCCUCUCAAUAGUGCAUUCUAUUGA